AUGAGCAACUUUGGCAAGGCCUAUUGGAAGCGAAUUCAUGAUAACUUUCAUGCGAACAAAAAAUUUGCAUCUGAUAGGAAUGCGAACUCUCUUGAGCAUCGGUGGGCGACAAUUCACAAAGAGUGCCAGAAGUUUCAAGGCUUAUAUGAUGAGGUUGAGCGCCGCCAUCCUAGUGGAGUGCCAUACCAGGAACAUUUGCUAGAAGCUCAAAAAUUAUAUGCUGGUGGAAAGAAGAAGCAGGGCUUUCCUUUCCUUCAUUGUUGGCAGAUGAUUAGGCAUAGCGAGAAGUUUGUGCCCCCUGUCACCAACAAAAAGCCUAGGGAAAGCAAUUCACUACCAGGAACAGUGGAUGUGUUUGAUCUAGAAGAUGCUAUGCCUAGCAGUAAAAGGCCUAUGGGGAGAAAGCAAGCUCAGGAGAAGCUGAAGAAAGGAGGAGAACAAAUGGAUUAUAGCUUGAUAGAGAAAGUUCUUUCAGACAAAGAGAAAGUUAGAGAGGAUAGGUGGCAAGAGAACAAGAUGAUGCAUGAGCACAGAUUAGCACUUGAAGAGCGCAAGAUUGCAAAUGAGGCGGACAAAACGCUAUGGGAGAAAGAACAAAAGAUUAUGUUUUGUGACCUUGAGAAAUUAGACCCCUCCCAGAAGACAUAUGUGAUAGCAAUGAGGGCUCAGAUUGCAGCACAAAAGAUGGCGGCCUUCAACAGCGCUUUCGCUGGUAGCAGUGGAGGACAUGAAGCUAGUGGUGGAGGAGAAAUUUGA
Messenger RNA from Miscanthus lutarioriparius, 756 nucleotides. NCBI's taxonomy places the organism in Eukaryota, Viridiplantae, Streptophyta, Magnoliopsida, Poales, Poaceae. The record is from the annotation of a GenBank genome assembly.